GCAUUGGGUCUUUGUUGCUGUGCGCAGGCUUUCUCUAGUUGUGGCGAGCGGGGGCUACUCUUCAUUGUGGUGCGUGGGCUUCUCUUGUUGAAGAGCACAGGCUCUAGGUGUGCUGGCUCAGUAGGUGUGGCUUGCGGGCUUCAGUAGUUGUGGCACGUGGGCUCGGUAGUUGUGUUGGGGGCUCUAGAGCGCAGGCUUAGUAGUUGUGGCGUGUGGGCUUAGUUGCUCCGUGGCAUGUGGGAUCUUCCCGGACCAGGACUUGAACCCGUGUCCCCUGCAUUGGCAGGCGGAUUCUUUUUUUUUUUUUUUUUUUUUUUAGCGGUACGCGGGCCUCUCGCUGCUGCUGUGGCCUCUCCCGUUGCGGAGCACAGGCUCCGGACGCGCAGGCUCAGCGGCCAUGGCUCACGGGCCCAGCCGCCCUGCGGCAUGUGGGAUCCCCCCGGACCGGGGCACGAACCCGCGUCCCCCGCAUCGGCAGGAGGACUCCCAACCACUGCGCCACCAGGGAAGCCCUCCAGUAUUGUUUGUUAAACCCGCGUCACUUGUAAUUGCAAGGUAAAAGGGUGGGUGUUUGGAAAUGGUCCUUUUUACUUUUUAAAGGUGAUUUUCUCCAGAAACACAGUUUAUGUGACUUUUCUCUAGCUCUUUUGUAAUUAUACUGGGCAGAAGUUUUGCUUGAGAGGAAAACCCGACUACUCCUCCAAAACACUUCAGUUGUGUGUCCUCUGUUUUAGUUUGUGAGAGAUGAUGCUUCCAGGAGUCCCAGGUCUGCUGUCUUCUCCUUGGGGUUUAUUAGGGGUCCAGGGUCCCAGUGUUGCCUGGGAAAAGGGUUGCCUUUUCCCUGUUGGAGCAGCAGGAGUAAGGAAAAGGGCCUGGCAUUUACAGAGCCCUUUCUGCGCGCAGGUGCUGCUCUGGGUGCUCCGUAUAGUUCUUCACAACUUUUUCAGGGAUUUUUGUUUAUUCCCAUUUUACUGAUGAGCAAGCUGAAGCUUGAAGACGUUAACCGACCACCCAGGAUCUACUGACCAAUGGAGAUGGUACUCACGUUUGGAGUGAUGACUCUAGACUGGGUGAGAGAGAAAAGGUGCGUGCAGCUGGGUAGAACUCAUACCAUCCAUGCCCAGAUAUGAUCGGCAAAAGAUACCCCGAGUCUAACUCUCAAAAGGAGAUGCUGAGCUAUGGUCAUAGUAAAGCGUUGAAUUCAAACUUCACAGUUUCAGGUUCUGCACAUAACUAAUCAUUUGGUCUCAGAUUAUAACUGUAACACCUUUGUGUCACAUCAGUGAAAGAAAUGUGAAUCAUGAAGGCUUCCGUCCUUACAGUACAUUCCAGCCAAAGAUCUGUAUGUUAGCAGUUUCAUUUUCAGGUAAGCUGUCUUUAAACGCCUCAUCACAGAGAGUUUUGAGACUAGAUACUGUGGACUUUCCAAAGGUUGACAAAUCUAGACUUGCAUCCUGAUUUCAUAACUCUAAUAGCUGUGUGACUUUCUGAAACUUUGUGUUCUUAUCAGUGAAAUAGAGUUAAUACCUCUCGCAGCAAUGUUAUAUGGGACCAUAAAAGGAAAUUGGUAGAACCAUUAUAACGCAUCUUGUUUCUAUACAUUUCUGUAGCUCCAGAAACUCAGAAUACACAUGACUCGAAAUGGUGAACCCGUGUGCACCCUGGGUGUCCUGUCCCUGAUUAGAGGGUUGUAGAGGGCCCCUCCUGGCUGGCACGGGUAUUUUGACAUGAAGUUUUCUAGCCAGAUAAGAAAGUUGACUUGAUGUUCACGUAAUCUUUUGGUUUAUUUGGCACACGUGUGCAUGACCUGUUCACAUUUUAGACAAGUGGUAGUACAACACAUUUUUCGGGGAUUAUAACACAGGGGUGGCCAGACUUCGUAUGGAAUGGCUGAGUCUACUCCCUGAGUUCUCAGGAGCUGCCUCUUGCCCACCGCAUGUUCCGAUCAGGGUUUAGGUGACUCCAGAAUGUCGAUGUGAUGUCAGCCAUCCUUUCCAGUUCCACCUUUGCUGACAGUGGCAGAAGGGAGUGGUAAAGGGCUCUCUCUCCCAGGCUUGCUUCCUCAGAGUCCUGGAAGCUCACCUGAACUUUAACUAGAUUUAUUAACCACGUAGCCAGAUGAUUGACCAUGUAAAGCAGCAGAUGUCUUUGACGUAAAUGUGGCCUGGUAGCGUAGCUGGGGCAAUUUACAUUUAUAAUGUUUGUUGUCUUCCUUGUUACACCAAUUCCUCAAAAAAAAGGAAAUAAAAGAUCCUGUGUUAAUUUUUUAUUACUCAAUUAACGAUCCAGGGAAGUUUCAGAGCAUCCCCUUCUACACACAGCAGCAGCUGGAAUGCGCUGGGGUAGGUCUACACUGGCUCAUACGCAGCUGAUACCUUGAAACCUUGGUGUCUGGGAAAGCGUAAUCAGGGCCUGAUUACUACCUUUACUGAAUUGCAGAAUCUGUAAAGAACCCUUAGAGGUCGUUUAGUCCAAUCUCCCCAGCAAGUAGGAGCCCCUUCUGCAGCACUGAUGACUGUGGUUCCCCGGGCUCUGCUGAAUUCCUCAGGGACAGAGCGCCCUUUCUGUUAUUGGACACUGCUUGUUGCAAGUUUCUUCUGUAUAUGAAGAAGAGUCUUCCACCUUCUAUCUAGGUCCUACUUCUGCCUUUUAGAAUAAACAAUCUCCCUUUUUCGAAAUCAUACGGUACUGUGUUCCUUUAGUCACAGUUCCCAUGGCACUUCUUUUCAGAAGCACACAUUCUUGCAUAAAACAUUAGACCGUCGGCUCCCUGUGGGCAGGCUUUGGGGUGGCGGAUGGCGGUGGGUGCCUUGUGUAGUGCUGUGCACACACACACGGCAGGCAGGCGCCCCCGAGUACUUGUUCCCGAGUCUGAGAUGUGCUGGGUGGUGAGGAGGAGCCUUUGCUUGAGUUUCAUGGCUCUAACCAGGGAUUUCCAACGUUUUGUGGCAGGGAGCUCUUCUUUAUACUGUGGGGCAGGAAGGACUAAGGAUUUAGGGUAUCUUCUUAGUAACAGUUGCUAUCGUGAGGGCCUUCUGUGCUUUCUACUUGUGUUAGGUGCUUAUCAUGAUCUUAUUUGGUCCUCACAAGAGUUCUGUGAGGUAGGCAGUAGGUACGUUUUUUAUCCCCAUUUUAUAGAUGAGGAACCCGAGGCCCUAGAAAAGUUAAUUCAACGGCAAAACUAAAACGGAUUUUAGUCUAGAGCCGUCACCUUGAAGUACUACAAUAUGUCGCCAUCUCCUUGAAAACGGCCAGUAAUAAGAUCACAUGAAGCCUUCUCUAACCCGCAGCCCAUAACCUUCUUUGCGCCAAAAAUUUACUUUUCUCUCAUUUGCAGUGUGUAUCCUGCCCCUUCGCGGGGCUGUAACAACUCUGUCGGGGUGGAGGAUGUGGCUCCCGUGUACCUCUAGGUGGCACAUGCCAGGUGCUCAGUGUUUAAUGAGGCCACUGAAUAAAACCUGGGAAAUAUACUAAGGCUGUAAGAAGCUGGCUGAACUGCCAUGACCUUCUCAUCUGCAAGAAUAUCUAAACAUUUUUAACACCAUUUGUGGGAGUUAGGCAAAAAAUUUAUUGUGGUACCAAAAAAAGGACUAAGCGAUAUGCAGCGUAUGAUCCACGGGUCAUGAGGCCGUGCCGAUUUUACCUAGAAUCUUAAACAACAAGCCUGUGAUGCAAUGAAAUUUAAGGUUGGGAUUUCCCUUGUGAAGGGGUGUGAUCUUGGAAAACCGAAAGCUUCAAUGUUCACUUCUGGAAAGCGCUGUCGGUUCUUUGGUUGCUUUCUUCCAUUUAGAACCUUGCCUUUGACAUUGGUCACCUCAGUAGGUUAGUGGUGGAUGUUUCGGAUUUUCCUAGCUGUCUCAGUUAGGUGAAGAGGGUCUGCACACUUGUUUGUGUGACUCUGAACCUGGGACCCAUCCGGAGGAGCCAGGAGGUGGCAUGGCACAGAGGGCUUCACGUUCUGGAGUUCUCAGCCGUGGGGCUGUCAUCAGGAGGAGAGGAAGCCCCAGGAGCUGGUCAAGUGCAGGGCACUCAGUAAGAAGUACGUUUUACACUUAACACACACACACAGAGCAGUAUUUAUCCUUACUCAACAUGAUGCCCUCUAAUUUUUAUUUCAUUCAAAAAAAGUGCUAGUUUACGAGCCACUAAUGAGUGGCCAGCAGCAGAUGAAAAGCACUGGUUACUCUAGUGUCAGCUCAUUAAAAUUGUGGGAUCUCGGCUCCUCCCUGUACCCACGACAUCAGAAUCUGCAUUUUAAUCUUAAUAAGGUGAUUUGGGUCCACGUCACAGUUUGGGAAGGCCUGGGCCAGAGGACAGUGUCUGGCCUGCUGGGCGGGGAGGCGGUGCUGGGGACCCAUCACUCGGGUCGCCCUUGCCUGCGGUUUGGAGACCACUGGGUGCUGAGCGGCUCCCUGAGCCCUCACCGUCACCUUGUUUCUUCUGCCCAAGCAGAUUCAGUCAUACUUUUACGUGGGCAAAAUUGCAGAUUUUAAGCUCCUUAUCCAAGGCUAAUUUUGAAUUAUGUUAAAUCACUUUGUUUUGUUCUCAUGGCGUCCUGCUUGCUUGGGCAUAAUUAUGAGGAGGUAGAACUUCUUCAGAGGCAAGUGCACUUUGCAUUCUAAAGUAGGAGCAAAUCCACUCUCAACACAGGGAGAGAUCUGAGGCUUCAAUGAAGGGGUUAAAUCCAAUCCGAAAGCACUUCUGUGGCACUGAUUGCUCAGGCUUUUGCGUACCUGCUUGAGUGUGAAGGAAGAGGGGGUACAGGCUUUAGACAGGCAUAUAUACAAAAAAAAACAGCUGCAGGUUGAGCUUAAAAUAACCCCCUGGUCUCCAAAGAAGAGACCCAAGUCCACAACACACUGAUUUCGGGGCUGCCAAGCAGGAUGAGCAGCCGCAGGGCUGGAGAGAAGUGCCGGUCAGCCUGCAGGAUGCUGCCACCCCUCUGCCUGCUGCCCUCGGGGGCCACCGCUGCCCUUCCCCUGGAGGGCGGCCUCACCGGCCACGACAGUGGGCAUAUGCAGGAAGUGGCAGAAAAAAACAGCCUGUUGACUUUCCUUGCGUGGUGGUAUGAGUGGGGCUUCCAGGCCAGGGCGGUGUCCUUUGUAGGAGGGGAAGCCAGGGAAGUGUCCAGACGGCAGGAAGUCCUGCCCCUCCAACAGUCCACUCGCGGAGAUAAAACGCCCUGCAAGAAUUUCUUCUGGAAGACCUUCUCCUCCUGCAAGUAAAACCCCACCCAGAAUUACUCAUGCAAAGAAGUGUAAAGAUGGAUCUGAAUAAAAUGUUAUUAAUCAGCCGUGAUCUUUCUUCUUUAUGCAGUUGUCUUCUCUUUCUCGUGUAAUUUGAAAAGUAGUUUUUAUUUAAACUCCAAAAACACCCAAUACUGAGUGUCUUGAGUAAUUUGGAACCCAAAGGGAGUAUUUUUGAUAAAGAUUUUUGUGGCUUUUUCCAUUAUUGUCAAUGCAGCCAUGGGGCCUUCCUUCCACCUUCAUUAUGUGCUUAGAGGUUGUUCUGUCCUUGUCUUCCUUGCUUUGAUUUAAAAUAGCUAAAAGCUACAUAUUUAAGUGUUCAGAAUAACAUUACAGUUUAUUUUGAUAUAAACUGUCUAAUUUAAACAAUAUUUCCCCUCAUAUUAGAAGCAAUUUUUAACAUUGUGCUCAAAGAACAAAAUGAUUGUUCCUCAUGUUCUAGAUAAAAUUAAUUUAAAAACAAAGGCCACUACUGAGCCUGCGCGUCUGGAGCCUGUGCUCCGCAACAAGAGUGGCCGCGACAGUGAGAGGCCCGCGCACCGCGAUAAAGGGUGGCCCCCGCUUGCCACAGCUGGAGAAAGCCCUCACACAGACACGAAGAUCCAACACAGCCAUAAAUAGAUAAAUAAAUAAAUUUUAAAAAAUAAAAACAAAAAAUAAAAAAUAAAACCAAAUGCCACGCUAUUAGGCAGACAACAUCAUGUUGACAUGCUUAUAAAAGUUACAUUCGAAACUGCUGUUAAGGGCUUCCCUGGUGGCGCAGUGGUUGAGAAUCUGCCUGCCAAUGCAGGGGACACGGGUUCGAGCCCUGGUCUGGGAAGAUCCCACAUGCCGCGGAGCCAACUAGGCCCGUGAGCCACGGCUACUGAGCCUGCGCGUCUGGAGCCUGUGCUCGGCAACGAG
This is a messenger RNA of Physeter macrocephalus (sperm whale), 6149 nucleotides long. It is a transcript of the gene CORT, whose product is annotated as cortistatin. Gene Ontology annotation, biological process: adenylate cyclase-inhibiting G protein-coupled receptor signaling pathway; regulation of cell migration. Gene Ontology annotation, cellular component: extracellular region. Gene Ontology annotation, molecular function: G protein-coupled receptor binding; neuropeptide hormone activity. The record is from RefSeq and is a predicted model, not a curated record. Lineage: Eukaryota; Metazoa; Chordata; Mammalia; Artiodactyla; Physeteridae.